GGGGCGGCGCGGACACGGAGGUGGCGCCGGGUCCCGGUCCCGGUUCCGGCCCGGGGGGCCCCGAGCCGCGCUCCCCGCCCGCCCCCGACUACGAGGCGCUGCCCCAGGGCGCCGCCGUGUCCACGCACAUGCUGGCGGGCGCCGUGGCGGGCGUCAUGGAGCACUGCGUGAUGUACCCCAUCGACUGCGUCAAGACGCGGAUGCAGAGCCUGCAGCCGGAGCCCGCCGCUCGCUACCGGAACGUGCUGGAGGCCCUGUGGCGCAUCGCCCGCACCGAAGGCGUCUGGCGGCCCAUGCGGGGCCUGAACAUCACCGCCACCGGCGCCGGCCCGGCGCACGCCCUCUACUUCGCCUGCUACGAAAAGUUAAAAAAGACGCUGAGCGACGUUAUCCACGCGGGGGGCAAUAGCCAUGUGGCCAACGGUGCAGCCGGGUGUGUAGCAACGUUGCUCCACGAUGCAGCCAUGAACCCUGCUGAAGUGGUCAAGCAGAGGAUGCAGAUGUACAACUCGCCUUACCAGCGUGUCAUGGACUGUGUACGGGCUGUGUGGCGCAACGAAGGGGCCGGAGCUUUCUACCGCAGCUACACCACCCAGCUCACCAUGAACAUCCCCUUCCAAGCCAUUCACUUCAUGACUUACGAGUUCUUGCAAGAGCAGCUCAACCCCCACAGACAGUACAACCCAGGCUCCCACGUGGUCUCCGGAGCCUGUGCGGGGGCUGUCGCUGCUGCUGCCACUACGCCUUUGGACGUUUGCAAAACGCUGCUCAACACCCAGGAGUCCCUGGCCUUGAGCUCCAACAUCAGCGGACACAUCACAGGCAUGGCUAAUGCCUUCAGGACGGUGUACCAGGUGGGCGGUGUGACCGCCUACUUCAGAGGGGUCCAGGCCAGAGUCAUUUUUCAGAUGCCCUCGACAGCGAUUGCCUGGUCCGUGUACGAGUUCUUCAAAUACAUCCUUACCAAGCGCCAGGAGGAGCGAUGGGCUGGGAAGUGAGCCAGAGCCAAACGCAGUUCCAGACCUGCCUCACAUCCCCUCCUGGUUUGUCUCCUGACCCCUCUCCCUUUGGUUUGGUUUCUGUUGAAGAGAGGGGGCAGCGAAGCCCUUUGGGGUUUAGCGAUGCCGUUUUUUGCCUGCAGCUGUUGCAGCUCUGCUCAGGCUGCWCAGCUUGCUCUCUCCCAGGCUCCUCUGAGAUGUCCUGCUGGGAGCUGCAGCCCAGGUCACAUCCCCUGGCACUUUGGUGGAGCUGUGCUCCUGUCCUUCCCUUAACCACAUCUCACACAAAGCUCACCCCUCCUCAGAGGGGAAGGUGAAUGUCCUGUCCUGCCCCUGGCAGGGCCAAGCUGAGCUCGCAGUUGCCAAGGAGGGGGUGACGGCGGGAUGCUGGGGGCUUUGCCUGGCUUUUGGCUGAAGCAAAGUGUAAGCCUUGGCCGUUGUCUUGUAGCACGCACACGUGAUGCUGACUGCCUCAGUUGUGGUGGUGGUGGUGGUGGUGGUGGGCAAGGGGAGGAUGGCACUUGAGGAGGGAGCCUGUAGGUUUGUUCUUGUUCCUGCUCUUGACACCUCCAAUAAAAACAGUUCUGCUCUAUCCUCAUGUCCCAUUCUUACUCCAGCAUGGCCCAGCUCCCAGCGCUGUGCCCUUCUGACUGUGCCUGGUGCUGAGCUCUUUUGACAGAUGCCAGAGCAGGGAGAGAAGAGCAGUCUGGGGGUGCUGGUGGGAGAAGGGCCUGUCUGACCCAGUCACCCUGACAGUAUGCUGGGAUGAGGGUGUUCCCCAUCGCCUUUGGCUCAUGCUCCAUCACCUGCUGCUGGUGUGGGKUGUGACCCCAMAGGAGAAGCUGAGAUUUAUGAUCCUUGGCCAAGUAGUCCCACACCCUCAGUCUGACCGGGCAUCCUCAGGAUACUUGCAAACUGCUCUGAAUGGAGGUGUUGGCUGGAGGGGUUGUCUGUCAGGAACAGCACAGGAAUUUGGUGCUCAGUGAGGCUGGAAGGCUUUGUGCCCCUCAUAUAGGAGAUCUUGGGCGCAGCGGAGCUUUUGCCCCAUAAUUUUGUUAGACUAGUUUGAUGCUUGAUGAGCAUCUUAAAAUUGCAAAAAGUGCUAAUAUCUCUUCCAAUCUAAUGGUAAUUAGAAUAAGUUGGUUUUUUAA
This is a messenger RNA of Malurus melanocephalus (red-backed fairy wren), 2149 nucleotides long. It is a transcript of the gene SLC25A28, whose product is annotated as solute carrier family 25 member 28. The record is from RefSeq and is a predicted model, not a curated record. Bases 129 to 998 code for a protein of 289 amino acids. Gene Ontology annotation, cellular component: mitochondrial membrane. The transcript is spliced from 4 exons. Lineage: Eukaryota; Metazoa; Chordata; Aves; Passeriformes; Maluridae. Gene Ontology annotation, biological process: iron import into the mitochondrion. Gene Ontology annotation, molecular function: ferrous iron transmembrane transporter activity.